CGGAGAACGCGCCGCGGUCGCGUCGACCGUUCUUUAGUCUUCACUCACCCUGGUGAUGUGUACGAGAUAUCGUCUUCGUUGUCGUCGUCGUCGUCGUCGUCGUUGUUGUCGUUGACUCGUCUGCAGCUGCUCGUCUGCCGAUUACCUCGCAGUGAAGCGCGUCCGAUAAAUUAUUACUUUUUUUUUUUCGCGAGUGCUACAGGCCAAACGCGGUGUUUUCGAUUUUUAUUAUCUUCGGGCAAAGUCUUAUUUCGUACGUACUAAAGUAGGUUAAUAUUUUUUUUUUAUAAUAAUUGUUGUUUUAAUCGCGAUUGUUUGAAACGACUAGGUAUAAUCGCUACAAUACAAUACAAUAUAAUAAUAAUAAUAAUUAUGACGGAUUUGAUAACGUGUGCGGAAUCCUACCGACCGUUGUCAUCACUCUUCUAAGUAUAUAAUAACGUUUUAACAUUAAUAUUCUUGUUUUCUUUUUUUUUUUUUCUUAUAUUAAUAUUCGGCUCGAAAUUUCGUCGUUUUUUAGACCCGACGCGCGACGUUGCGCUUUGCGAACGCGAGCGACCAAUUCGAGAGAUCCGCGCCGUCUCCGGGGAUAUUUAUAUGAGCUACUUCCCGGGCUCCGGCGAUUUGGCCGGUACGAUUGCUGCCGGGACGUACACCUUUGACGCGCACUCAUCAGCAGUACCCAAGGACAGAGUAAGUAAAAAUUGCGCAAAUCAACAUUAUUAUUAUCGCCUCUAUAUUAUGAUAUUCGCAUAAUUCACCGACGAUAACUGUAUAACUCGGUAACCAUACUAACUGUUAUAUUUAUUGUUGACUAUAUAUAGUAUAGACAGUAAUAUUAUAUUAUUCUUUUAACGAUUUCCUAAUCGUCGAAUUGAUAAUAGGUACAGGUAUUUGUGAUAAUAUAUAAUCCGGUAUAAUUUUAAUUGUGGCUGUGCGUAUUUUUAGCUAUACCUAUUAAUUGCAAGUUUGCUGGUUCGCAUUAAGUAUAUUUAUGGUCAUACGCGUAAUAUCAUAAUGAAUAAUAGUCGAGAGUAUAGUAUAUACCUAUACUUGAGUCAUUGUUACGCUGUUUUGUUAUAGUGUAUACAUAUUUACUAUUUUCAUUAUUAGUCACAUUACUCAUAUAAUAGCGUUUAGUUUGUGUUAUUUGUCGUCACGAUACACUUUCAUUUAAAAUAUAAUAUAGGUAGUUGAUAUUUUUCAAAAAUAAUAUAAUUAUACUUAACGCGGAAAAAAAAAAUCUCCGCUUGAAUGAAAUAUCAAAUAAAAUGAUUAUACUGUCCUAUAUUCGCAAUAAUUGCAAGGUAUACUCAUGUUAUCUAUAACAUUCUAAAUAAAACGUAGUUUGGUUAUUUUUCGAAUGCGGAUACCUUUAUAUACCUACGCAUAUAUACGUAUUCUAAACUACUUACCUUCAUAAUAUACAACAUAAUAUCUAUAUUUAAUUUUAAUUUUUAUAGUUAAAGGUAUACCUACUAAAUGAUUCGAUACUUAACCUUGAGUUAUAAUCUUUAUAUUUGUAUGAAUGCAGUUUGUAGGUAUCAUAUUAUAUUAUAAUAUGUAUGAUAUUAUUCGAGAUACUAUUCGUAUUAUACCUAGUUUCGAGUUUGUAUUUUGGAUUUAAUAAAUAAUUAAUAAUAACACCCUCAGCUACAACCACAUUGUUUUCAGAACUGUUUUAUAAAACAAUAAAUCCAUACAAAUACAAAUCUUUAGUUAUACCUAUCUAUAAUAUAUUAAAGUUUUGAAGAGAAAACUAAAACUGUAUACUUUUGGUAUAUUUACGUAUUACCAAUACUAUUAUUAGUCAUAAUAUCAAUUUAUGACUAGACGUAAUAUAUGAUUAAACGCUAUUAUUGAUAGAAAUCGAAAAUCGGAAGGAAAAAAUAUCUUUCUAUCAACGUCUAUGAUUUGUAAUAAUAUUUCAAUUUCCUAAAGAUAAUAUAUAUAUAUAUAUUGAUUUCUUUUUCGCAUUCGAUAUCUUAAGCAUGUGUUAUAGAGUCGUUAACCAAUAUUGGAAUUUAUACUUAAUUUGUAUUUUAACUAUUGAAUUAUAUCGGCGGUGUGUUAUUAUAAAAACUUGUCGAAAAUAGAAAUCGAUCGAGUAUAAUAUAUGAUACGAAUAGUACGAUUUCUGGAACUAUUAUUCGGAAAAAAAAUUAGCCACGCGAAAACGUAAGACACACGACACGAUAUAUGUAUAUCAAUAAUAUAGCAGUGACAUCAUCACAUUGUGGCUAUUACGAAAUGUCCUAUUCAAAUUUGUUAGAAGUAAAAAAAAAUCUAAUUUUUUUUUUAAUUGGUUCAAUAACGUAUGGUCAACAUUAUUUUCUGAAAACCCAUGCCCUAGCGCAUGUGACAUAGAUAUGAUAUUAUAUUAUAACGCCAUCAUAAUGCACUCAUUGCACAAAUAGUUUUUUUUUUUUAGCGAUCUAUAUAGGUAUUUAUUUUUCCUUUAUGAUCCGUCUAUAUAUUAUAAUUCUAUGUAAUUAAAAAAAAAAAAAAAACUAUAACAAGAACCAAAAUUAUUAUUAAGUAUAUUUGUUUACUGUGUUUCCCAACUACUAAGCCAACUACAUGAAAAAUCAAAAAAUGACCUAACCGACUAGACAACAUUUUCCACUAGGAAUCACCCUGAAAUUUAUGAUCAGAGCAAGAUUUCUGUUGGAAAAAUUGUUAAUCAACAACAUAAAAUCUAUCACAUUUUAGACUAAAAGAAGAAUUAUACGAGGUUAGACUAUUUAAAAACAGGACUUUCAUCUUAUUACUUUUAAAGUAAAAGUUUUCAAACUUAUACUCAAACUUAAACGUUAUUACGGUAUCAUAAAUAUUAGACUUAGAUUGAAAUAGUUUUUCACUCUUUUUUUAAUAGGAAUAUCGACAGUGGUGCAGCCAGGAUUUUUAAUCCAAGCACGGGCUAUAAAUACAUUUUUGCCUAAGUCAUAGGUUUUGUGCGGGUGUGACCCCCUCCCCUCCAAAAAAAUAUUUUCGACAAUAUGAGUUUUUAUAUAAUACUUUCAACAUACAAUUUUAAAAAAGAAUGUAAUAAUCGAAUGAGAAUAUCAUAAUAUGUGUAAUAUCUAUAUAGAUAUAUACUAUGCUAUUAUAGUAGCAUAACUUUUAACUAUAAAGCAUAACGCAUUACAUACAAUAUAGGUACUUGCACUUAUAUAAUAGCUGGUACCUGUACUUAUUACAGUAGCCGCUCUGCAGGCAGCUGCAUCCUCCUAGGAGAAUUUUCUAGUAAAGACAGUUAUUAUAUCAUUUGCAUUAAUGUAUUUUUAAAUUUUGAACGAAGCGAGGAAUGUGUUGGUCUUAUAAUGAUUAUUUUUUUUUCUGUGAACAACUUUUGUACCAGAAAUGUCUCGCUUUAUGCUAUAGUAUAUUUUCUGAAAGAAAAUUUUAUCUGGGUGGUACUUUAAGUAAGUUAUUUUUUGAUUUUCCAAGCGGUAUUUUAUAAUAACUGGGAAAAACCGAGAAAAAACUUAGGAAAAAUGGAAAAAUAUUCGAAGUGUAUUAUUUUCAAUUUUUUUUUUUUUUGUCAUUCAAAUAAAAAUAUUCGUAGAAACUUGAAAUUUGGAAAAUAAUAUUUAUAUCUUAUAUUUGCUAGACGUGGUCAAAUUUUGAAAACAUUUGAACCAUUUUUGAGCUAUUUAUAGACAUUUUAAUUUUGAAAGUUUUUUACGUAAUUUUUAUUGAGUAUGUUUUUCACUAUCUCGGAAAGUAUACUUUUUCCGGAAUUCGUUUUCUAGAACAUUUAAGAAACAAGCUGCUCUACAAUUUUGUAUUAAUGUUAUUUUUCAGGCAAAAUCACUACCUUCUUUUGAUUUUCAAAUGGCAACCUAUAUUAAAAAUUCCAUAAAUAGAUCAAGUUAUUAGUUAAAAUUAGGCUGAGGGUUAAAAUUUUUAAUUUUUGUCAAGCCGUUAACGAGAUAUUUCACUUUUAAAUAUAAGUUGGAGGAGAGUAGUGGUGUAUUAUUAACAUGACCCAUGGGUAGGGGGACCAGGGGAGGCUACGCUACAGAUUUCGAUACAUUUUUCAAAAUUUUGAUCCUUGUGGUGGCAGCAUAGAAAACAAUAUUUUCUUAAAUAAAAAAUUCUAUAGUUAUUUUCAGAACUACAUUCGAAAUCCUACUGUUUUUCAAGCAAUUUUGGACAUUUUUUUCUAUUUCAGUGAUUGCUAAAGAUAUGUAUAUCUAGGUAUCUAAAAUUGUAAAAGUAUAAUUUUUUUUUCGAUUUUUCAAGAAAUUUAAAACGUUUAUUGUAGUAAUUACUUAAUUAUAAAUAGGCGAUUUUAUGAUUUUCUAUUAAUUUUUAUUUUUUAUUUAAGAAAACUUAUAAUUUGUACAGUUAGCAUAAUAAGUGAUCAUAAUGAUAUUAUUUUUAUUUGAUUUCGUAUGAAAAAGGAAACCAAUCCAAUAAAAAGAACCCAACGUGAGUAAAUGUUUAUAUUUAUAUUAAAUAAUUUUCCUCACGAUACAAUAUUUAAAUAACUAAUUUUAAAUUUCCUUUUCAGAAAGUAACUUGGUAAUUGGUAUAUGUAGGGAAGUGAUACAAAAUCAACUUUAAAACAAUUUUAGAACCACACAUAUCUAUUUCAAGACCGAAGUUGGGGAUUAGUUUAGGGGUGUAACAAUUUUUUUAAAUAAUUCAAAAUCUUUUUUUUACGCAUUUUACUAAUAUUUUCUUCUUUUAAAACAUUAUUUUUAAAUUGUUUUCUUUGUUUGGUGAUUUCGUCAUAGAUUCAUAUUUAUUAGUUAUUUUUAUUCGGAGCUUUAAAAAACACAAUUAUUUUGAUACCUACUUUUUGAGGAAAAUAUCUUUUUAGGUUUUUUUAAUAAACAUACAAUAAUUUAGAAGUGCAUGUUAAAGCAACUAACUAUAGUGAAAACACCUACCUAUAUGCAUGUAUACUUAAUUUAAUAUAUUAUUGCAAACAAAAAAUUAUUCUGAAUAUUUUACCAUUAUUUUCUUUAUUUUGGUUCAAAAUUGUACUUAUUUUUAGCUAUAAAUAUUUACAAAUUAAACUGUAUUAAUAUUUAGAAAUUUUUGUUAUUUUUAAGGAAUUUUAUUAUGACAUUACUCCAAAACUUAUUGUUCCUAUAAUCAGUAAUAACAACUUUUUGGGGCUUUUUACCGGGCAAAAAAAUAAAUAUUUUUCGGAGAGGGGGUCGUGACAUUUUUUUCAUAAACCCAAAAUGCUACCAAAAAUCUUCCAUGUUGUUUUCUAGCUUUUUUUUAUUUGAGCAAUAGUCUUCUUAGAAAUCGUGUUCACAAACAAUAAAACAAAAAAAAGUACUAAUAUACUGCUGAUAGGUGAUGUGUCACAGUUAUAGUUGGAAAUUGAGAAGAUAGAAUUUAUAAAGUUAUUUUAUCUGUGAACAAAAUACGAUUCUGAGCGUAAUAUUUACGAUGUUUGUCAAAAUUUUAUAUUGAAACAUUUAUAAAAAAAAAUCCUCUUUACUUAAAUUUGAUUAAAAAAUAUUACUUGAGAGUAAAAUUUACUCUAAAAAAACCCUCAACCUAUAUACGUAUAUGCUUCGCUCGGAAUAUAAAUUGACCACGUUAUGACAACAAACAAGAAAAAUUGGGUUUUACAGUUUACUCUUAUCAUCUUUCUUUUUUUUUCUGCAACUUAAAAAGUGUAAAUAAUAAUUUUUAAAAAAAACCGUUCAUGGAAAUGACAAAACAAUUUCAGAUACCCGAAUUAUGAUUUGUGAAGAUACUUUUCUAUAUAGUCUUUAGACAAAUGUUUUACUUAAUUUAAUUUUAGGCUAAAGACUAACCAACGUUUACUGCCAAUUUUAAAAUGAUAAUUCAUAAAUUGAAGAAAUUAUAAAUUUUUUAGAAUUGAUUAUUGUUUUUAUAUUAAAUUCAUAUUGUAUAACUAAUUCUUGCCUACUUGAUUAAAACGACUAUUUGACUAGUGCUAGUAGAUAAUAUAUUGGUAGUUAAUAUGAUGUGUGUUUUUAUUUGUAUCUGGAUGAUAUUAUUUUUAUUUAUGAAUCAAAAAAAAUCACAUAUAGUAACCGGAUCUAAAAAAAUGAUGAUAUUAGUGCUAAGCGGGUUUAGUCUUGUUGGUCAUUGUUGUUAUUAUACACAUUACACAAACAUUAUUACUAACUGAAAAUGGCAUGCACUAUUAUUUAUAUUGUGCAACAAUGCAACAUUCUUAAUAAAAUAACCUUCACCGAUUCAAUUUUAUCUAUUUUAGUACAUUUUUCGAAUAUUAUCUUAUUACAAAUAGAUUAACCGAAUAUAUUAUUAUUUUAGGUAAAAAUAUUCGUCCCAACAAAUUUCAAAAUAUUAUUUUAUUUAAUCAAAAUCGGAUAUAGUAAUAUUUUACAAGGAAUAAUAAUAUAUUAGUAAUAAUAUACGAAGUCGUAAUAUUCUACUAUAUUUAUUUUCAGCAGCUAACCAUACAAAAAGAUUUUUGUUUUUAUACUUUAAUUAAAUUUGUUUCAAUCCUUUUUUUGUAAAAUAUUUUGGAUCUAUUUGACGCACUGAGAAGGUCAUAUUUUCAUUUUUCAAGCAGUUUUCAUUAUAAUCUGGAAAACCAUAGAAAAGGGACAAAUUUGCGACAAUAUACAAAUUAGGUAUUUGACAUUUUCGAAUUUUUAUUUGGUUUUAUGUGGAUAAAAUUGUUUUAGCUGAAAAGAAAUGCUUACAAAUUUAAUACGUGAUUUAUUAUAAGUUGUUCUUAGUGAAAAAGAAAAACAUUGAGUGGCAUGUGGUAGUUUUUUUUAAUAAGAACUUUAGUCUUUAAAUACAAAGUUUAACUAAAAUCGUAAAAAUGACGGCAUUUCAAAACAUGUAUAAUUAAAUUUCACUCAUCGAUUUUUGUUAAUAAAGGUUUAUAGUUGCAUGAAAAUAUUAAUUAAAUUUAAUAAGUAACUAAUACUAAUAGGGUGGCUGUCAUAUUUUACUAUAAUACUCCAAUAUCCAGUGGUAGAGACUACCAGUCAAUUUUCUAUAUCCCAAUCAGCAAUCUAAUGUCUAUUUUAUAAACCUGCUACAGGCGUCAAAAUUAUUUAGCUAUUUAUUCAUAUUUGAAUUCUAAACUGUAUCAGUGAUACAGCACAUAAAACUUAAUACCGACCACCCACUACCCGUUAACCAUUUACUCGUAUAAAAAUUCCCGAGAGCCAGAGACAACUAUUAUUGUUCUUAAAAGUAAUACUAAUACCUAUACAUUUUCUACGCCAAAUAUAGGUACCGAUGUUAGCCAUUAUAAGUAUCUUACAGUUUAGGUACGAAAUAUUUCAGAUUUGAUAUAUGCUUAUAGUUAUAUGCUUUUCUGAAAUUCGAAAUAUGUACCAGCAUUAUCAUAUCAUAUCUCCCCUCCUUCGUGGGUUAAAAUAUUAUGCUACGCUCAUUCAAGAAAAUUACAAUUUGUUUUACAUGAAAAUAUUUAUAUAUUUACUAGUGUAUAUCUGUAAACGUAGAAAUCCUAGAUUAAUCACUGCAUAGCAGGUCCUUAGUUUUAUUAUUGCAGGGUUAAAUAAAUCGAAACACUGAUAUAGCAGCAAACAAUCCCAAAAAUAAUCAAAAAAAUUAGGAAUACAGAAAUUUUAAUAAAAUCAUUUACGGUUUACUUUUUAUAAUAAUUUGUUUUGUUUUUUUAAUAACUUUUAGUGCAUUUAAUUUGGCUACAAUUUUCAAGAUAAAUCAUUUACUCAUUUUGAAUUAUUUUUAUAAUAUACUUGUUUCAAAGUAACAUUGAUACUAAUUCAGUGCCGAGUCGUUCAACCAGGAAAUUAUAAGUUUAUUAUUCUUUUCCAUACUAGUCGUGUAAACAAUUUUGCUUUGCAUGUACAAAUUAUAGAAGAAAACAAAAUUGUUUGCUUAAUCUAACCUCUACCCAUUAAAAAUUAAUAUUGUUUUGAAUAUGAUUGUGUUAUAUUUAUCACCCUAACCUUUAAAUAAUAAAACCUUAUGAGUCAGUUAAGAAAUUAAGUUAGCUCAGUUGUUAAACAUUUUACAGUAUAAUAUUCUAAAUAUGGUAGUUAAGAUAAAAUCAUUAAAUUAGUUUUUAAUUGGUGUUAAGCUAUUUAAUAUUAUGUUAAUUAAUUUGUUAAUCCUCUCCCUUUAUUAAAAUGUAUUAAUUAUAACUAUAACUUAUAAUAAAUGAUAAAUAGGGCGAAUCUUUUAUCAUGAACCAGUAAUAAUUUUGGAGGAUUUAAAUUAUUUUGUUUAAAUUGAAAUCAAUAAUAUGAUUUUAUCGUGCUAUAUCGCGUAAACCGGACAGGGACGUAUUGAAAAAUUCGGGACAAAAAUGGAAUUUUAUCGCAAAAUGUAGGUAUGCUAUGUAGUAUUUGAAAGUGAUUUCACCCCUUAAAAUAAGAGUGACAAAAAUAACUAUUAUGUAAUAUUUUAAAUGAUCUAAAAACAAAUUCCUAAAAAAGUUAACGCUCUCCGAGAUAAUGUGUGUCUUACGUUAUGUUGAUCAUCCUGUUUAUUAAUAAUAGUGAUGAUAAUAAUAAUAAUAGUACAUUUUAGUUUUUGUUCGCAAGUCGCAAAAUAUUGCUGAACUUUUAUAUUUUGGUAGUUAGUUAUAAGUUAAAUCUAUCUUGUUAACCACUAUCUACAACUGUAGUACCGUAUAAUCGAAUUCAUAAUAACAGCCUUAUGCCAUAGGCAUUUUUUUUUAAGCAUUUAGAACUAUCCUUUCUAAAGUGGCUUUAAUUAUGAGAUAAUUUAAAUUUUCAAACUUUUCCCUUUAGUUACACUAUAAGGACUAUCUUUAUGUCAAAUUUCACGUUUCUACCCAUACGGGAAGUUCCUUAUAAUUUUGAUGAUGAGUGAGUGAGUGAGUGAAUAACAAAAAUGCGUUAUACUCAAUGGUGUUUCCAUUAAUUUAUUUGAAUAUAUACUGUAACACCCAUUUUUAUAUCUUUCUUAUGGAUUACCUAUAUUGUUUAUAGAGAAAAAAAUACCAAUUAUACAAAAUAUAAAUUAAAAUUACUAAAACAAAAUACUCCACAUUUUUAAAAAUAAAAUACUGUAUUAUGUAUCAUAAAAAAAUUAUAAAAUGUUCAGUUAUAAUAAUUACGGAAAUAAAUAAAAUGAUUAUUACUGUUUCGGUUUUAGUGACAUAAUAGUGGUGUGAACAGGUCAUGAUAAUAAUAUAAUAUCAUGACUGAUUUUAGAUUCUUAGUGGAGCGAAGAAGCUUAUGAAUUUAAAAAGGUUUUUUUUUUCUGUGGACAACCUUUCUACCAGAGAUUGGAGGUACUUUAGGAAGAUCAUUUUUCGAUUUUCUCAAGAUUUUUUUCAUCAAAUGUAAAAAACCGAAAAAAAAUGGGAAAAUAUAAGAAAUUUUUUUUAGCUACUUGAGAGUAUACGUAGUAUACCCAUGAUUUUUCAAAAAAAUGUUGAGAGUAUACGCAUAUACACCGCUGGGUAUACUUACCAUGAAAUUCUCCCCUUUUGAACAGACUUAACUAAAUGGCUAAAUGUUUUAUAGUGUCCUAAUUUACUUAAGCUUAAUUUAUGUUUUAAAUUUCAAAAGUCCAUCUUAAGAGGAACAAAAAUAUGAAAGCGAGAAAAACUUGGUAAAUUGGCUCUAUAAUAAGAAAAUUUACUGAAAUUCUAGCUGAAACUUUGCCUGGGCAAUGCCGUAUGCUCAGAUAAAGGUUUAAAAAUAGUUAUAUGUAAUAUAAUAGCUUAUAAUAUUACCUGUUUAUUUCUCUUUUAAUUUUAACAUUAUGUAUAUUUCAGAAUAUUAUCAAAAGUGAAACUAACUAUCUUCAAGAUGUACAAGAAGAUUGUUUUUACACCGAACAAAGUACAAUUAUACAAAGUAAGAUUUAUAUGAUUACAAAUUAGACAUGGAACUAGGAUGUAGGUAUCAUUAAAAUUUGCCAAUUUCUUAUUGUAAAUAAUAUUUUAAUUAUAUUGUUAUCUAUUCGUUGAUUUUAAAUUAAGCAAUAAAGUAGUAUAGCUUCCAGAUGUAGUUAUCAAAUCAACUUUCUAGGAAUAUCCGUUUUAAUUUUAAAAUGUAUAUCGAUAGUAUAAACGCCGUAUCGAUAAAUUAUAUAUCGCCGAAAAAUGUUCAAGUUUAAAAUAAGAUUUUUUGUUUGUGGUUUUGUAAAAAAUGUAUACAUUUUGAUUUUAUAUUUUUUACUCUCCGGGCACGUUCUUGAUGAUAGGCGAAAACCCGUGUGUAAUCGAGUUUAAAUGUUGGGGAAAAAAAUGUUCCAUAAAAGUAUUGUCUACAAAAUUUAAAUUAAUUAAUUAUUGAUUUUGGAUAAGAAAAUCAAAAAUACUAUAAUAAUGCGUAGAGGCAAAAAAUAGUUUUAAGACACACUUUAAAUUAUGCCACGGUCACACGGUGAUAGUUAAACGUGAUAUUUGCUAUCAUGAUAGUGGAAAAUAAGAAAAUAAGAACUAAAUCUUUUGAUUGCGAAGCUUAGCCCGGAGUAUAAUGUAAUAGAUCAUGUAUAUUUGACCAAAUUUGGUUUAAAAAAUCAUUAACAAGUAACACUACAAUAAAGGUAAAAAAAUAAAAUGCGACUGAAUAUAAAAUCAAAAUGAAGAAUACAUAAAAAAUGUAACCAUUUAAUGUAUAUCUAAGAGAGUCAAUUUUUUUUAAUAGAAAAGAUCGGUCACGUUCAGGGAUUUAAUGAAUUUUCCCGAAAUUAGAAAAAAUUUUCUCUAAAACGUUCGUUAAACAAAUAAUUUGUUUUUAAAACUACCUAUCGAAAUGUAUAUAGUAAACAUUUUAGUUUAAAUAUAUCUAUUAUCUAUUUUAUUCACUGAAAAACUUAAUUUAAAACUAAAUUAAAUAAUGUGUAAAUAUAAGAAAAUCAGCAAAUUAUAAUAUACAGUCGACCGAAUCUUAAAAUUUAAAACAUGUGUGUUAUAUUGGGAAUAAAGUUAGCUAAACAAUAAAAUAUUAUUUUCUAAAAAAAAACAUGUAGGUACAUAUAUUUAUAUAUAAUUUGUCUGUAAAAUAUCAUGUGUAAUAUUCGCCUGAAUAAGUUUGUUUCUACUUUUGUUUUAUUAUUAUUAUUAUUUCUUUAAACGUGAGUGACCCGAGUGAGUGGGUGCGGUUAAAAAGUUUUUUUUAUUUAUUUUUCUUAUUUUUUUUAUAUAGUGGUUCAGAAUAAUGUGUCAGACGUGUAGAGGAGAGGUGGCCCAGAAAAGGCGGUUUCGUCACGUUUUGAUCAUAAAUCGGUGGGGAGACGGGAGUGGAGGUAUCAGUAGUCCUGAUCAAGAGGUGAUGGGAGAGGGGCGUACUUAACGAGGACCAUUUUAAUGAUCUGUUAAACGCCGUGGCUAGUUCCUCGAAUAGAGUCCAAUACGACGCCAACCACUAGACAUGGAAUAAAAUAAUAUAUUAUUUUUUUAUUUUUUUUUUUGUGUUUUAAAAUUGCAUAUCAACAUAGUAGUAUUAAUAUUUCAUUACUACAGAUGAUAUUUUUACAACAAACAAAUGAUAUAAAAUCGAUAGAAUAUAAUUUACAUAUUAUUAUAUGGGUACCUAUGCUUAGUAUGAUAAAUGAAUUUGUUUUAUUCUUUAUGAAAUAAUAAAUAAUAAUAAUAUCAAAAUUAUAAAUACGUUACUUAAUAAAGUUGAAAAAUCGCGUGUCUUGUUUGUAUUACUAAUUUUUGUAAGACAUCAGACAGAAAUUUAAUUCUUAUCUUUUAUAAGAUCGUGUGUGUUUUUUUUUGUUUUUGUUUAUUGUGUUUAUAUAAAUAUUUACGUUAAAUACUCGUAUUUAUAGUUUUGGAAAAUAUGCUUUCGAGUUUUUUACGACAUAAAAUCGAAAUGACCCUUUUUAAGCCAGCCGCUGCGUUUAUACUGUUGAAUACGUUAUGCCUAGUUUGUUGUUUUAAGGUUUUUUUACAAGUUAUAAACUAUAAUGUUAUAAGUUGAAAAGGCAAUAAUUUCGCAAUGAGUAAUAUUUUACCUAGGACUCUAUUCUCAAACUCGUACGAAUAGAAUCCGUAUACGAACUAUAUACUUACUGUAUUUCUAUGAAAUACGAAUAAAAAUAUAAAUUUUCAAACUAUGUACUCGUAUCCAUGUACGCAGGGGUGGUCAAAUAUGGGGGAUGAGGAAGACGUAUUCCUCCCAUUAAGUCAUUUUUCUUAAAUAUUUAUAAUAAUAAACAGAGUGAUUAUUUAAGCACGUAACUACUCACCCCAUUUGUAUGGUUAAAUUACGCAUACAUUCAAAUUCUGAUAUUUGGAAUUUUUAUAAGUGUAGCGAAGGACGAUAUUUUCGAAUACUUAGAUUUUUUGCAACACUUAAGAAAUAUUCUGUGAUAAUACCAACUUUAGUUUUUCUAAUGAGAACCUACAUUUUUAAUGCAAAUUGGCAAUCGGAUGAUAUGUCUAAAAACGUUGAUAUAUUUUAAUCGAAAUUUGAACAAAAAAUAUCUGAUUUAUUCUAUUUUAAGUACUAAAGAAUAAUAACUGCGUGAUUCAAAACAAGAAAUUAUCUAUACACAUGAAACAAUUGGUAUUCAAUCCCCAUAAAAGAAUCUUAUCCUUAAUAUUUAAAGCAGAAUAACUCAGAAACUCGAUUCCAAUACGUCGACAUUUUGAAAAAAAAUUAUUAAUUUGCAUCAAAACAUGUAGGAUCUCAUUUGAGAAACCAAUGUUCUUAUCACCGCAGGAUACUCCUUAAAAUUACUCAUUUAAUGACAUUUAAUGUUAUGAAAAAUCUAAGUAUGCAAAAAUAUCAUCGUCCACUGCACUUAAAAAAUUCCAAAAACAAAAAAUUUAAAUUUAUGCAAUAUGAGCCGAUUUAAAAAAAAUUACCCCGUAUAUUAUAUGAUAUCUUUAUAGGUAUAACAAAAAGAUCAUUAAAUAAUAACAGUGCUUAAAAAUUAUCCUUUCAUCCCCCCCCUGCCACCAUGACAAAAUCAUUUAACCACCACAGCGUAUACGUAACUUCGUCCGGAGGAAAAUGAUAUUCCAAUAAAUGAAUUAAUAUGGCAACGUCGUAAUAUAUUUAAUUUAUUAUUGAUAACGUAUCAGAGACAAUUUACUUUAAAAUUGUCUUAUCACUGUCAGACAAUUUUCAAGAUAAUAUCGGGUGAUAUUUUAUCUUAAUACUUCUGUUAUUUCAAAAUGAUACCUUAUCGUGGCGGUGAGCAGACAUCAUUAUUAUUGUGGCUGUACAGACGAGAUAGGUAUUUACUUUGAUAACUCAUUCUACUUCUUUACUUCAGACAGCAAAAUGUGCAUAUACUUUGUGUAAUAUUAUUAAUUAUAGGGAAAAUAUAUGCUCAAUAACAAUAAAUAUUUUAGAUUUUGAGAUGCUAAAGUGUCAUUUUGUUCCAUAGAAAUUUUGAUCCACGGGAACAAUUUGUUCUCAUUUGUUCUCAUUUUGGGAUUUUUGUUCCAUUGUUCCAACAAUAUUUUGGUUCUUUUAAUAUUUUCACACACAUAAAACAGAACUGUCUGUUGCUUUUGAAAAAAAAUAAAAGUGGAACUAAAAACUAUAUAUAGUGUGUUUAGGAGUUUCCAUUGGGGAUGAAUAGGGUUGAUUAAAAUUGUUAUUUUUGACUAGAGAAUUACAUCACAUCUUGAAUUUAAACUAUCAGUUGUAAGUUAUGAGGGGCUGGGUUUAAAUGUGAUAAAUCUCCCCCUCUUUGAGCACGUCCUUGGUGCAAGUUAGGUGUCUUUGGGAGCCCAAGGCAAUGGAAAUGUCGGGACCUUCUCGUAAAUGAUCUGACGUUUUACCAAUUAAUAAUUUUAAAUUAAAUUGUAUUUUCAAAAAAUAUAAUUUGCUUAUAUUAAAAAUUAUACAAAAUUUAUUUAAGCUUGUCUAUCGUAUAUAUACAUAUAUAUGUACAGAGUGAUUCACUAAGCGUAGAGUAUCAUUUGUGUGACAGCACGGCACGUGGCGUUUUAUUAGUACUCCACUAUUUUCCUCCUACCUAAACUUAAAAAUGGAAUAUGUCGUCAACGGGUUGACAGAAAAAAAAAUGUUAACACCAAAUUGUAUUUAAACUAAUAUUAAAUCUCUUUAUGUAUUUUUUAAUAAAGGUUCUUCUUUUAAAAACCAAAGUUAAUUUAUCAUAUUGCAAUAUUAUUCAAAUUUGUGUUUACGCCACAGGAGACGAUAUAGACAUAAACGCAAAUAACACCAAUGAGGACAAUAAGCGGCCCAACUACUUUCAAGACCCACAUCAUAAUAUUUCCGUGCACGAAACGUCUACGACGGAACUCAUGCCGUUAACGAUUUAUCCCGCGGAAAACGAUUUACAGUAUAAUAAAUUGAUGAACUAUAUAAUAUUAUCUACUAUGUCUAUAAUAUACUUGAUAUAAUAUAAUGUUAUUAUUAUUAUUAUUGUGUAUAAUUAAGAGGACGCGAUACACUCAUUUGCAGUCUCUCUCGUACAACAUAGGGAAUCUGCGUUAGCGCUUUUCAUUAUAUAAUAUAUUAGAGUGACCUAUUAUUUAACUUAGAAUGAGAACAUUAACUGUACAACCAUUGCCGAAUGGUUGCCAGUGCCAUUUAGAUUUUGAAACGAGUAUAUAAGCAUUUUUAAACUGUGUUAAUUCGCAUAAUAAUAUCUCGCUUUAAAAUUAAGCUACCGUAAAAUACUUAGUUGUUGUUCUUAUACCUUGACGUCUGAUAAUAACAGAUCGAUUCAAUGUAAUGUAUUUCAACUAACUACACACAGUUGUCCCUGCUGAACGCGAAUUUGCUAUGUCGUACGCACGUAUAAGACGGAGACAAUACACAUGCGGGUAUCACGUACUCUUAAUGAAAACCAAGUACGAUUCGUAUAUUUGAAUACGUUUAGAAACAAUGGCGGUGUACUUACGGGCGACGUCAGUAGCAAUACGGUUACUUCGUUGGGGUCUCCGGAGGAACGUUCGCCGUCGUCCACGGACCAACAGCAACAGCAAUCUCAGCUGCAACCCGCCGCUGCCGCCGCCGCCGCCGUGGCGAUUUUGCCCGCAACCGGCUCGAGUAAACCACCGUACUCGUACGUGGCUCUGAUCUGCAUGGCCAUUCAGAAUUCGCCGUACAAACGCGUCACGCUGUCUGAAAUUUACAAGUACAUCACGGCCAAGUUUCCGUUCUACGAGAAGAACCAAAAAGGUUGGCAGAACUCGAUACGACAUAAUUUGUCGUUAAACGAAUGUUUCUUGAAAAUACCAAGAGACGGCGGCGGCGACAGAAAGGGCAACCAUUGGGCUUUGGGUAAGUACAAAAUAUAUCUAGUAAAUUUUUUUUUUCUACUUCCUAUUGCGGUCAAAUACUUCUAUAGCUUUCUUCUGAUCACAAAUAAAAAGUUUAUUGGAACACAUUUUCACAAAUAUAAUGUAAACCGAAGGGCCUGUUUAAAAAAAUUGUUGUUUCGGUGUGUACACUAUACUCGCACCAUCAAAUAUGUAUAGGUAUCGAAUCUACAUAAUACAUUUGUGAAGUAAACACUAACGCUUUAAAACGAACAAACCUAAAGCUGUAUUAAAGAAGGGCUAAAAAGACUAUAACCCAGGGUCCCUCCAGAAAAAUGUUGGAAUUUUAAUUUGUCUACAAUUAUCUCAUUAAUAUAACUCAAAUAAUAUAAAUUUUAAAAAGACCUGAUACUGCUGACAGAUGUAUCACUGUUGUGUGUGAGCCCUUGAGAAUGUCGAAUACAUGCAGUUAUCUAUAAUUUAUAUCUAUAUGUAACGAUAAAAUCAUUGCUAACGAAUUACGAUUUUCGUACAAAUUAGAACUUUAAACACUCAUAAAAAAACCUACUAAAUUACGCUCAAUUUUUAAAAGUACAACACAUGAUAACUUCUGGUACAAUUUUCAAAUAUUUUUGCUCAAAUAAAAUAAUAAUUUAGUCCAAAUAAAACAUAAAAAAAACUCUAUAAUAUCAGAUGCCUUUCAAUAACUGAAAUUCGCCCCAGGUACUCUAUGAAUAAAAUUGUCGGACUAAACAAAAAUGAUUGAAAAUUUAACAGGAGGUUCAUUAUAAGUUGUACUUUGUAGUAAAAAAAAAAUUGAGUUUAAUAUAGUACUUUAUUUUUUUACGAAUUUCAAUAUAAAAUGUUGACGAAAUUCGUAAAUAUUAUGGCCUUUCAAAACAUGUACAACCGAACUUAGCUCCGAAUCAUUUUUCGUUAGCAAUUGUUUAUAAAUAAAUUCUUCUCUAUGUUCUACUUUCCCAACUUAUACCUACAACAGUGGCCCGUCCGUCGUGCGAAGCAUAUCUAUUUUUUUAUUAUACUUGUAUUAUUUUAUGUUUAAGAGUCAAAAAUAUCAAUAUGUACGCCGUAUAUCAUACGUGUCUUGUAAAUCUUAAAGAAAAUAUAAUUAAUGUUUCUGUUAUAAUUAUUUUGCUAGUAUUAAAGUAAGCAAUACUAAUUUUCGAGCUAAGUGCAGUGAAAAAAUUGGAUUGGUUUAACGAGUUAAUGAAUAAAAUAUUCCUUAAAAUAAUUUGUUGUUCGGAACAACAAUGUAUGAAACGCUCAAAAUAAAAUACAGAUUACAGUACCCUUUGCCAUAUUAUGCCACUUUAAAUCCUGAUCUCAGUAAAUAAUAACUAAUAAGUCCGUAAAAUCUUCGAAGUUCUCUUAUAUUUUAGGUAUUACCGUUAGGAAUAAUAUUUUUAAACAAAGAUAAUGAAUAAUAAUACAACGAGAUCUGUUCAAAACGUCAUACUAUUUUAGUACCUACCAUUUUACAAUUAAAAUAAUUUACAUUAAAACAAAUUUUUUAUUUAUAUCCACAUUUAGGUCAUCGCUAAACUAUUUUUUUUUAUAAUACAAAUAAAUAAACAUGUUUUACCAUUUUUUAAAUAUUAUAUAGGUAUUUUUAAAAUUCUAUUGCGCAAGACUAUAAAAACGUUUUAUACUCGUUUAGCUAAUAAAUUGUAUUAUAAAAUAUAGAAUUAGUAGUCUAUCAACUACCAACUACAUAAUAUAUUUUAAAAUAUUCAACGUUUCUAUACAAUUUUUCCAAAACUUAUAAUAAUGUCUUAACUAGUUUUGAUCGCGAGCGAUAAAGACUAUAAAAUUGCAUGAUUUUGUUUUGUUUGUUAUUAGUUUAUUACAUUGAAACGACAGCUGAUGGUUUUAACAAUAUGUAAAAAACUGCUGCUCUGGCAAUAUCGAAAAUAUGAUAAAGAUUUGUUUGGGUGAAUUGUGCUUAGCUCACCAAAACACAGUAUUCAUUACGUUUCAAUAAUGUCAUUAUGCUUUUUAUUUAUUAUUAUUAGGCCUAAUAUUAUAGUCCAGGAAAAAAUUUGAAUUACCCGCUUUAUAAGCACUUUUUAUUUCAACUCCUUUAUAAACCGUUUAUGUUAGAAAUACUACUAAUUAUAUUAUAUUAUUAUAAUAUAUUAAUAUAUAUUAUAUUUUAGAAAUGAGUUUUAAUUCUAUAUAGGUUAAAAUACCAUAACUUAGUUAAUACUUAAAUAGUAGUGAAAGAAAGUGCCAGGUGAUUCAUUUAAGUGGGUACACUCAUUAUCUCGGAAAGUAUAACUUUUUCCGGAAUUUGUUUUCUAGAACAUAUAAUAAACGAGCUGCUCUAUAAUUUUAUAUUUAUGUUAUUUUUGUCACCCUUAUUUCGGUGGUAAAACCACUACCUACUUUUGAUUUUCAUGUGGCAACCUAUAUAAAAAAAUUCUAUAAAUACAUGGAGUAUUAGUUAAAAUAAAUUUGUGUGUUGCAGUUUUUGAUUUCUGUCAAGCCGCUUAUGAGAUAUUCCACUUUUAAGUUUAGAUUGGAAGAGAACAGCAGUGCAUUAUUAACAGUGGAAUGUCUCAAUACUCUUUCUAUUUAUGGCAUUUUUAAUAUAGAUUACCGUUUUAAAAUCAAAAGUAGGUUAGGUUUUACUCACAAAAUAAGGGUAAUAAAAAAUAACAUAAAUAUAAAAUUGUAAAGCAGCUGGUUUAUUAAAUUUUCUAGAAAACAAAUUUCGGAAAAGUCAAUACUUUCCGAGAUAAUGAGUGUACCCACUUAAAUAAAUCACCCAGUAUAUAUGAAAAAAUUAUUUUUAAUUAUUAUUUUAUUAUUAUUAAUUAUUAUUUUAAUAAUUAUUCAUAGAUAUUACGGCUGUUUAGAAAAAAAAAAAACAAACAUAAAACGUAGUAAGAUAUAAAUUAGAAAUUCGGUUAUUAAAAUAUUUACUGUCACUGUAACUACUCUAAUAAAGAGACAGACAGUGAAAAUCACUAUAGAAUUCUUUAAAAUGUCGUAUCAUUCAAUACUAGAGAAUACGGGAUGUACCAUUUACUAGAGAUUAAAGUAGUAUAUUCAACGGAGAUACUGCAUAAUAGUUUCUCAAUGGGAUUGGAAGCUAUGAUUUUAUAUCUUUGUCUCACACACGUGCGACAUAAGAUUUUAAACAUUUUCUAUUUGCAACGUACCAAUUGAUCUAGGGAAACGAUAAGAAUUCUGAAAGCAGAUUUGAGUAUGUCAUCAACUUUACUGGAGAUCAAAUUUCUCACUUUUUUAAUUUUAAUUUCUUCAAAAAUUAAAAUAUUCUAUUUUUUUAAUUACUUCUUUUUUAAUACUUCUAGAAUUUAGAGAGACAAAAUCAAAAAUGUGGGAAAGUCGAUUUCAAGUAGACUUGACAUAUUCAAAUCUGUUUUCAAAAUUCUUAUCACUUUACUAGAUUAAUUGGCACGUUGGGAAUAGAACACGUCUAAAUUCUUAUGUUGCACGUAUGUAAGUCAAAGACAGAAAAUAAUCGCUUUCAAUCUCUUUAAUACACUGAUUUCCAAAUAUGUAAUAUUUAUUCUAUGUACUAAAGUAAUGAUUUCAAAGGAAAAUAUAGAUAGAAAUUGAAAAACUAAUUUUUCAGACACAUUUUUGGAAAUAUUGCUUGUCAAGUCUUAUAUUUAGGUUGGUAAUAUAGGUAUUAAAUUAAAUUAUCUAUCAUUAAUAAAUCGGCCAACAACGAAAUAAAAAAAUAUAGAUAGGUAGUUCGUAUUUAUAUUUUUGAUUUGCAUAAAUUAUUAUCAUUAUAGUUUUCAAUAAUAAUAAUAAUAAUAUUAUUCAAUUUUAUUUUAAUUCGAUUUUUCAAAAACAUCAAAUAUCAACAUUUUUAAUGGGAAUUUAUUAAAUUAAAUUAUUAAUUUAAUUAAAUUUAACUAAAAUAUUUGUAUUCACUUAGAAAUUAGUUUAAAACUUGUGCCAUGAUAUUGAAUAUCAUUCCUCACAAGUAGGUAUUAAUUAUGUAAUCAUGAAUUACACUAGAUUCUUUCUGUAAAACUUUGAAUUAGUUGUAUUCCAAAUAGGUAAAAACGUAGGUAUAGUGAAGUUUUGAAUGAACAUAAAACCAAAUAGUUUAAUAUAAUUUGAAUAAUUCAACAGUGUUUUGUUUGAAUUCUAUUUUUGAAAAUUCUACCAGCGGACGAGCGUUACAGAUUACCAAAUAACCAUAAUACUAUAUUUAUGUUCAUGCACUCGUGCAUUAUUUACAUAUAAAUUGGAAAGUAAUUAAAAUUACAAAAAUCUGAUAACAACAAAAACGGUACCUACAACGAUUUUUACUUUCAAACGGUAUACUAUUACUUAUGUAAAUGGAGGGGGGCUGUAUAAAUCGAAUAAUAAUAUACAGAAACAUGAAUUAACAUGUAUUAUUGAAGAUGAAUAAUAUUCGUGUAUAUCAGUUUCAAAUUAUACAACCUUUUGAAAAGAGAAUUAAAAUACAUAGUAAUUCAUUUUUAAUGGAUUAACUUUAUUUAGUAUUAUUUUAUAUUUAUAGUAUUUAUAGGUACCUAGUGAAAAUUAAACGAUUAUUUUUAUUUAUUAAAUGGCAAUUAUGUGGUUUUAUAUCUUUUGUAACAUUUUUAGCACGCUAUUUAUACACAUCUUUGUAAUUGUUCUGGACAAAUUUUAAGUUAUAACCCUUCAAUUUUAAUUAAAACUUAUUUCAUUACCGAAAUUUGUAAUUUAGCCCUGACUAAGUUAUCAGACAAAUUAGGUUUAAGGUGGCAGCCCCCCUCUCUCCAACACGGACAAAUGGAUCUGGACAAAGAAUUAAUAAGGUUAGGUAUUGUAUUUAUUAGAUUUAUACAUCUUUAUUUAUACAUAAAAAUAUAAUGAAUCCAACUUAAGAAGUUCUGUAUUACUUUAAAUUAAGUGCACAGGAAAUUAUUAUAUUUUAUUCAAAAAUUUUAAUUAAUCGAUAUACCAACUGAAUUUUUAUUAAACGGAAAAGAAAUAAUACUAAUGAAAAAUUGUUCAGGCGUCCCUGUCGCUAUGUAGUUUAUUUCAGUUUUUUGUCCAUACAGGAAAAAAAAACGAUAUGUUUUACGUAUUUGGAUUUUUGACGACGAACACAGUUUUGUAUUUAGUAUCUUGUGUAUAAUGUGAUAAAUAAUAUUUUUAAAAAAUGUAUCCUAGUGAGGAAUUGAUUAUUUUAAUAUUGAUCCCUUUUCUAUUUUUACAGAACAAAACUCAGUUUUUGUUAUAAACCUUUUAAAUUCUGAGCGAAGCUAAUAAUUCAUUGAUUUUACAAUGAUGUUUAUUUUUUGAUUUAUUUUUUGUGUGCUAUAGAUAAUUUUUUGAUUUUUCUCAAGUUUUUAUAAUAAAUGGGAAAAAACGGGAAAAUGUAAGAAAUGUAUUAUUUUCAAAUCUUAAAUAUUACGGCCUAUCAAAACAUGUAUAAUCGAACUCCGCUUAGAAUCGUUUUUCGUUAGCAAUGAUUAAUCAUUGCGUACAAAUAUAUAUUAUAUAUUUUCUUAUCUACCUUCACAAUUUCUCUCCUACAACAGUAGCCCGACUAUCGUACGAAGUAUAUCAGUUUGUUUUUUUUUUUUUUUUUUAACUUCAAAUGCCAGUCUUCUUAUUGUGCCCAAAAAUUAAAGAUGCGUUAGAAUUUAAACUAUAAAGUCAGUUAAGAAGACGUUGUAGUCGCAUCUACUGUCUCAGUCCAACUACCGGGUAAUAUGCAAUAAUAAUGCUUACGCAGAAUAAGUAAAACUAGAUUAAUUUUAUUUAAAGUAAAAGUACAUAUUUUAAAAUUUUGUUCUUUAUACAUUUUCUUAAUAAGUUAUGGUCUAGUUUUACUUAUUUUGCAUAAACAUUGUUUUUACGUGUUACCCGGUACUUGAACUGAGACAGUUGAUGCGGGUAUAACGUCUUAAUUAACACCGUCUAUAUGAGUAUAUAUGAGUUACUCUUUUUAUGAGUUUAUAUUAUGUAUGUUUUUGUUUUUCUCUUGUUUAGUGUUUAUAAUAAUACUCAUAAUGAGCUACCGCCCAAAGCCUAAUUCGUCAUUAACUUAGAGCUUUAGAGCUAGCUAACAAAUUUCGUGAAUAAUUUUACAUUUACUUACAAUUAAAGAGUUAUAACUUAAAAUUUGUCCGGAACGAUUCGGCCUUAGUGGGGGGGAGGGGGUUAAUUUCAUAGACGUAAUUUAUUCGAGUGAUUUAGUUAAUAUGAUUUAAUAAAUAUAUAUUCAAUACUAGUUAACCUACAUGAAUUCAUUGUAUAUUAUAUACUUGUUUCCAUUUAUUUCUUUUUUGUAUAAUCUAAUAUUCGAUAUUUAGAUUUACAUUGUAUAAUGUUUUGUGUAACUGUAUUUUUUAUCUCGUUGGGGUGUUUAAACUUUAUGUAAAAUAAAUAAAUAUCUGUAACUAUUAUUUAAUAUUUCGAUUGUCAAAAUCAUUCGAUUAUUCCCAUUACUACCAUUGAUGUCACCACUCACCCGUGCCAUCACGUAAUAUGAAUUAAAAACAUUAAGCAACUAGCGUCCUCAUGGUAUGCUAUUGAUCGGAUAUUCAACCGCCAAUAUUUAAAUUAAUGUUUUUAAUAUUAUUAAGAAUUAAGACAGACAAAUUAGUGUUACUUUUAUGCAGGUAAGUGUAUUGUGUAGGUAUAGGUCAAGUAUCAUGUAAUUUUGUAGUACAAAACAGACCACCGCCACUUUUAAGCGCUAGACUUCUAAUUUGGCUCAUAAAGACAAUGAUUUCACCAUAUAAAGACUAUGGUGCUACACUCAAUUCGUGGCACAUUCAAACAUUGAUAAUUUUCUUGACAAGCAAUAUUGUAAAUUGAAACGUUUGAGGUUAUGACGGUAAUGUUCUUAUCAGCUUCCCUUCAUCCGUCUAUUCGAUAUUACUAAUAAAAAUCGAUCUAGAGAUACAAUUGAUCUGACAUUAUCGAUUUUUAAAAUCGAUUAAUAGACUGUACAAAUUUAAUUUAAAUCGCCCAUCACUAAUUCGUGCGCAGGAAAAUAAUAUUUACAUAGGAAUGUUAUUUGUAUAGAAUGUUAUAAAACAAUGGUUCUCAGACUAGCAUGCAAUUCGCUUAUUCAAGUCCGAGCUCAUGACAGAGUUUGAAUCGAAAAUGAAUCCAGAUUUAUUUUGCAAAACUAUGUCGGAUUGGUCGUAGGUGACCUACCUAAACAGUGCGAUGUGAAAACGUCUACUUUACAAUAUAACAAAAAUAUGUUAUAAACCAACGAUUAUUAUUUUGUUAAUACUUUCCGAUUAUGACGUUCCUGUGUUAUUAUUUUCCUGUGUCUUAUGCGUACCCUUAAUUAUCUAUUUUUUGAAGAUAGUAUUUUUUUUGUAAGUAUUUAAAUGAUAAUUAUAUUUUGCUACGAAAAUUUUACUAGAUUACACAGUACUUAAAGUAGCCAAUAGAGAAUAAUUAUCUAAAAAUAGAUAAUUAGUACCUAUGCAAUUUUUCUUUUUAAAUAUUCUUCUAACAGUCAAUCGUCAGUGCAUAAGUACCUGCUUUUCGUUGCUAGUUUUAUAAUAAAUUAGUUAUCAAUAUUAGAUUAAUAAUUUUAUCUCGUGGACAUGAAAAGAUAAAAUAAUAUUCUUUUCGAUAUAAAUAUGAUUAGUGAUUAGCGUUUAACGGAAAAUGGUUGAAAUGUUUAAAAUAGAUUUGGAUCCCAAUUUAGAUUCUUUUUGUAGUAAAUUCCAUGACUAAAAACCCAAAAUCAUAUAAUAUUCGCUAAAAUAGGUAUCGAGGAUUAUUAAUUUAAAAAAUAUUAAAUCAGUGCCUACCAACAGUACCAACCCUAUAUUAUUACGUUAUGAAUACCUAAAUUAUAUUGUUUAUUUACUUGUCUCGUCUUCUAUUUAAUUGUUCAAACCAAGAAGUUAUGCGAAGUAUAAUAUUUCGUUUUAAACGUGAAUUCGGUUAAGUAGGUAGUUAUAGAUCGUAUUUCAUAAAAGUCAUGGGCUGUGCAUAAAAUAUUUAAAUACGAUAACAUUCUUUGACCUAUUAUUUGCAUUAUUUACAUACAUUUAAUUUAUUAUGAAAACCCGUGUCUAUAUUUUUAGUGUGUCAAUGUAAAAGUUUAUUUAAUAGAUUUUCUACAUAAUGUAUUUUGAACACAUGUAAUAGAAUUGGUAACAAAAUAAUAAUUACUAAAUUCUACUACUAUAUGAAUUCUGGGGGUCUUAUGUUUUAACAGUAGCGCCCAGAGGAUUUUCAAAAGCCAGCGCUGAUAUAUUUUUUGGAACAGCCCACUUGCGCCCAAACUAUUUUUAAUAAAAACGCGUUAAAACCGGGCAACGUUGCCGACCUGUAUGCCGGAAUACAAUGUCAUAAUUGAGGUCUAACCUUUUAUCACAUUUUUAUUUUUAGGGUUUACGUAAAACGUUAUACCCUUAUCGAUAUAUUGGUGAUUUUAUCUUGAUUGCACUCCAUGACGGUUCACUUUGUGAAUGCGUUGUGCAACGUAACACAACUUGCAAGCACAAGUUCCACUUGUAAAAUCGUGUAUGAUCGUGUUAACAAUAUUAUAUUGAUUACGUGCAAAUCUAAUUUAAACUUUUUGUGCAAUAUUAUAAUACACACGUCAUAUUUGGCGAUGGUAUAAUUACAUACAAAUUAAAAAUUGUGUUUUAAAAUUUGUUCAUAUGGUCUAAAUAAAGUAUUAUCAUAGUAUAUUUAAAUAAACACGUAUGCAAAUGGAAAGUACCCAAAUCAUCAACUAAAUCAAAACCAACUAAUAUUAAAUUAUUUUAUUUAUUUAUUAUUACAACUACUUACUAUAAUUGUAGUAUCUACAUGUAUAUCUGCAUAAUUAAAGUUUGCCUAUCAUUGUAAAAACAAAAAUGUGUCAAACAAUUAAAUCGAAUAAAUAUUUUAAAAAAAAAAACGCAAAGCUGAUAUGUUCGAAAACCUACUUAGAUUUUUUAAAGCAUUUAAUAACUAGUAGGUAUCCUGUGGCAAUACCAAUUUUGGCUUUUCAAAUGAGAACCUAUAUUUAAAAAAAGAGGUGAUACUGGGGAUGAGAGUGGCCACUGUUGUUGGUAAAAAUUUGGAAGAUAGGAUACAUAAGGUUAUUUCAUUUAUAUCUGUAAGCAACGAUAAACCAUUGCUUGACGAAAGACGAUUCCGAGCACAGUUCGUAAUACAUAAUUUGUAGUGUCGUAAUUUUUUUUGCGAUUUUCGUUUAAAUUUGAUUUCAAAACGCUUAUUAAAAAAAAAAGUCGUCCGAUCAUUUUGGAAACUUUACCACAUCUGGGUAAGUCCAAUAUAAGUAUUAUGACUAAGUUUCAAGUCUUUACGUGUAUUUAUAACCGAAUUACAGUAAAAAAACUUCUAAAAAUUAAAAUUCCUUAAAAGCUCAAAAGUGGCUCAAAAUUCUUGGCGAUGAUACCGUGGUGUCCUAUGAGUUUUUGAUUAAAUCAUUUUUCUGGUAGAAAACGUCGUUCGUGUUUUUACAAAAUAAUGAAAUCGUGAAAUUAUACAUUUUCCUACGUUUUUUCCCACCCAAGUGCUAUUAUUUAAAACAAGGGAUCGAAAAUCAAAAAAUAACCUGUUUAAAGUUCAAUAUAGACAACUUGAGCUUUCAUAAAAGUUGCUCCGCGUAAAAAUCGGAGCAAGUUUACUAGGAAAAAACGUGUCUAUAGACUAGAAAAAAAAACAAAAACAACCAAUAGCUCCCCUCGCUACGUUGAGAAUCUAAAGUAUUGAAAUUUCAUUAGAAUAUAAUAUGAAGUAGAUGGAGCACUAUGAAAACACUGUUCACCGUGACGAUGUGAAAAAAAUGUUUUUUAGCAUCCUAUUUAUUCUUCGUAUUUUAGUAAGUAGAAUAACUCAGAAACAUCGAUUUAAUUUUGAUUGCAAUCUUUAAAUAUUGGCGUAUAUUUAAAGAAAAAUCAUCUGAUUUAUAAUUUUUCACUAAAACAUGUAGGGUCUUAUUUGAAAAACAUUGGUUUCGUCACACUUUACUACUUAAUAUGUUGUGAAAAAUCUGAUUAUUCUAAAAUAUCGGUUUUAACUACACUUAAAAAUCAGAAUUUGAAUAUAUGCAAAAUUAAAAACGGAAUGAGCGUGUUUUAUCACCAUGUAUAUAUAAAUAUAUAUAUAAUAGGUUCAGAUUAUUAUUGUAAAAUCGAUAAAUAAAGAUUCCUGUUUACAUAAUAUACAUAUAUAUAUAUUUUUUUAUAACCGACAGUACCUAAUUUAAUGUUGUUUUAUUAUCUAAAGAACGUUAUAAUAUAAACUCAGUACACGAAAAUGAACAAAACAAGCAAUUCAAUCCCUUUAUCUAUGAUUUUUAUUAUAAUACACCCACAGACUGUCUAAUUUUAAAUGAUUUAUGAAACACAAGUUAUAAUAAUUUUCCUUCACGUAGUAUUUUUUUAUUCUAAAUUUAAUGUACUUAUUUUGUAAUUAUUCAGACCCAAAAUAUGAUAAUAUGUUUGAAAAUGGAAACUACAAAAGACGACGAAGAAUGAAAAGACCGUACAGAACAACACCUUAUAGUAAACCUGGACCCUAUUUUGGACCAGAUUAUUAUAGUAAAGGUGUUGUAGGACCACAUACUACGAAUUUUGGUUCAAAUUCAAAUAUAACACCGAUAUUUGAUCACAGGUUUAUACAUUCAUCAAUAAUUAUGUACAGUUAACAUUGUGUAAGGUACCAAUACCAAUCUAUUAUAUAUUUCGUUUCAGUAAUAAUUGGCACAUAUCAGCUUAUCCGGCAGUUCCUCAAACGCACCAAUUACAUUAUUCCCAUCAGGUUGCAUCAUCUCAGGUAAGUGGUAUUUUAAUUAUUUUGUCAUUGUGUCUUCAUUUUAGAUGAUGAACGGAAAGAGCAAUUAUCUGAUAUUUAUAAAUUGAAAACUGUUUAUUUUUAUUAAUUUACCUACAAUUAUUAUAAUCAUAUGUUGUAGUUGCAACCAGUGCAGUCUGUUCAGAUCUCAUCAAUGAAUCAUUCAAAUUACAAUCAUUUACCAACAUCAAUGUGUAAGAAAAGUUUGUACAUUUACAGACAGGGUCAGACUAACUUAAUUCACGGUUUUAAAACUUCAGGCCAAGCGCCAACUUUGACCAACAAUUAAUGAAAAUAACAAAAUUAAUUUUUUUAUACAAAAAAAAUACUAGUAUUAUGUUAUUAUGAUAAAUAAAUAACAACAAAUAAAAAAUCUGAUUUCGAGUAUUUUUAUAUUGUUGCUUUUGCAAGCACUUAUUUGAGGAGGGAAAAUGUGUGAUUGGUCACUCUGAAUUUUUUUUUUGUACAAACCUAUUGUUAUUAGUGACUACGCUCUUUACAAAACAUACAAAAUUGUGUUUGUGAACUGAAAGAUUGCACUAAGAAUUUAAAUUGAAAUUAAUCCAUAUGACACUUAAUACAUGUAUAUUGUUUAGAGUAUACAUCAUUAUAGUAAUAAAUGCCAAACAAAUUUAAAGUUGUACUAAGAACCUUCAAGAAUAGUUAAAUUUUUGUCCGACUAGCCAAAUUAUAGAUGACAGGCCAGUACUCCUCUGUUUACAAAUUAAAUUAGUUUUUGUUUACAUAAUUUUAGUAAUUACAAGUAAUUUUUAAUCAUUUUUUGUGAAUUUCUAAUGUAUGCUUUUUUAAAAUAAUCUAUUAUACGAAAUGUAUGUUAUUUAAAGUUUAUCUUAACAUAUUUUUUAGCGAGUCAGAGUCAUUUUAGUGGAUCAUAUCCACAAUGCCAACGUCGUCCUCAACAGGAAUUUUCACCAGAUACUACUCGUCAGUAUUCUUCGUAUUGGGCCACAUUAACAUCAACUUCUUCGCCGGAUCAUAUGCACUCUGGUAAAGAAAUUUAAAUUACAUAUUAAUAGUUACAACAUUCGAUAUAAAGUUUCUGUACUUAGGAUCUGAAUUUGAUUUUAUGAAAAAAUUUAAUCUGUUUAUUUAGUAAAAGAAGAACAUAUGAAUCUUAUGGAAAAACCACAAGAUACUUUGAACCUUGAUCAUUUUGAAGCACAGCCUCCAAAUGUAGAUUUUGAAGUAACAGAUUCGCUACAAAAAUGUUAUUUGUGAAAGAAGUUUAUAAAAUAUAUUUUUUAUUUUUGGUUCCAUAGUAUAUUUUUUGUAAUGUAAGUAAUUCAGUAUUAAUAAGUAACAAAGUAAUAUAACAAGAUUUUUGUCUAAAUUUAAAGUUUAUAUAAAUAUUAUUUAUCGCAAUACUAAUAUUUUAGUCAGUGUUACUAAGGGGAAUUGAAUGAAGAGGCAGAUUGAGAUUUAUAUACCUACUUAUGAUUAAAAAUCUUCACGUAGGUAACUAUUUUGUUUUAAUAUAAAUUAAAUAUUAGGCGCCUACUUUUUUAUUUUUUGAAUCACUUCUCAAUAUAUUGGUUUUAUUUGUGUCAUUCAAUUUAUAAUUUAGUAUUUGUUGAAAACGAUACAAAUUGCAUCCUUGUUACUUAGACAUGUAAUUUAUGUAUGAUUCUUAAUGUUUUGUUUUCAAUAUUGAAAUUAAUUUACAAUAAACUGAAAUAAUUUUUAUUAUUCAGAUAAAAGUACCUGUAUUAAUUGAUCUGUAAUCUAUGGUGGUUUUGUUAAUUAAAUAUUUUAUUAUACCUACUAUUAUUUUAGGGAAAACAAUACUUUUUUAUAAUUUUAACUUUAAUUGUAUUUAAUUUUUAUACUUAAAAUUACAAGUACAAACAAAAAUAAAUAUUUUAAACUAUGAUAAAAUAAAAUAAGUCUGCCUCUGAUUUAUAAUACUAUUUGUAUUAAUUUUGUAUUUUUAUAUUCAAAUUAAGUUUUUUUUUAGCCUCAAUAAUUUGUUUUGGUAACUACUUACAUUUUUAUUAUAUUGUUUUAAUGUAAGUAUACUAAAAUUUAUAUUUAGCAGUUUGUGAUUUUAAAUAUUAAAUUUUAAAUACAAAAUUUAAUUUAAUUAUAAUAAUUAUUAUUUCUAUAAAUACAUAAAUAAUCUAUAAAUCAUAUAUUUUAUACAUAAAAUUUAAAAAAUUUUAUUUUAUUUUAAUAUUGUACUUACUUUUAUUGAAAUUUCCAAUUUAUGUACCAAUUUUUUAAGUUAUUUUUGAGAUACCUACAUAUAUAUUGUAUAAUUUUAAAUUGGAAACAAAAUUGUUUUUAAAAAAUAUAUAAUAUUUAUACAUAGGUACAUAUUCUAUGUUACAUAAUAUAUUUUUUAAAAAAUACAAUUAUUUAUGUUUUGAAAAUACCUAAUAUAAAGUAUGUUAAAAAAAAAAAAAAUAAAUAAAAUAAGAAUUCAAUGAAAUAAUAUAUUCAUGCAUAAUGCAAAACAAUUUUUCUAAUUAUUAAGAAAACUGCUUGGAUGGAAAAUCAAAGAAUGAAUUACUUAUUCACCAACUAUAUCCAAAGUGCUAAAAAAAAGAUAAAUUAUCAUUUUUUGAUUGAAGUACUUAUGGUAAAAGUUUUUUAGACAGAAAAAAAACAUCAGUAAAAUCAAUAUAUUUUUAAUUCUGUUUAUGUUAAAAUAUCAAUUAUUUCCAGUAUAGAUUCAAAUUACAAAUGGGUGUGAGUGCCCAUCAUCGUGACCUCUCGUACUAUCUACUUUGAGUCCAGUAACAGGAUUAACUUAAAUUAUUAAUUUUUAAUUUUCAGUAGAAAAGACUGUAAAGAAAAAAAAAAUAUUAAACUAGUGGAAAAUUAAAUAGUUUAAAACUUAAAACCUGUUGGGUGGAACAGUCAUGAAAAACAAAGCAUUAUUUUGUAUACAUUAUUUAGCGU
Messenger RNA from Cinara cedri, 28864 nucleotides. The record is from the annotation of a GenBank genome assembly. NCBI's taxonomy places the organism in Eukaryota, Metazoa, Arthropoda, Insecta, Hemiptera, Aphididae.